Messenger RNA from Trichoderma breve, 1446 nucleotides. RefSeq names its product major facilitator superfamily domain-containing protein. Gene Ontology annotation, biological process: transmembrane transport. The record is from RefSeq and is a predicted model, not a curated record. The transcript has 7 exons. Lineage: Eukaryota; Fungi; Ascomycota; Sordariomycetes; Hypocreales; Hypocreaceae. The coding region runs from base 1 to 1446 and encodes 481 amino acids. Gene Ontology annotation, molecular function: transmembrane transporter activity. Gene Ontology annotation, cellular component: membrane.
AUGUCAGCAGCCGACUUGUCACCUCAACGCGUUCGUACGUCGGGUUCAGCUGAAGAAAUAAAGAUCAAAGAGACUGAGCAUAUUGAAUACGAGAGAAAUGAGCUUCUAGCUCGCCUUACCGACCCAGAUGAAGGGAAAAGUGAAGAGGAGAAGCAGGAAAUUGACAGGAAGUUAAUGUGGAAAGUUGAUCUUUGGCUGGUUCCAUGGUUAUCUCUUCUGUACUUGCUGUCCUUCUUGGAUCGUACGAAUAUCGGAAAUGCCAGAUUGGCUCAUAUUGAAGCCGAUCUCGGCAUGAAAGGAAACAACUACAACAUGAUAUUGACGAUUUUCUUCAUUUCCUAUGCCGUCGCCGAACCCGUUACCAAUGCCCUGCUUAAGCGCCUUACCCCUCGCAUAUUCUUCACGAGCAUUAUCUUAACAUGGGGCAUUAUCAUGACCUUAAUGGGCCUUACAACAUCAUACAGAGGUCUUCUAGCCGCUCGAUUCUUUCUUGGGGCGGCAGAGGCAGGAUUAUUUCCAGGGGUCAACUACUACCUUAGCUGUUGGUAUAAGAGUUCAGAAAUUGGCGUCAGGAGUGCCAUUUUCCUCUCCGCUGCUGCAAUUGCCGGCUCCUUUGGAGGCCUACUCGCGGCGGCCAUUACCAAAAUGGACGGAAUUGGCGGUAAGCCAGGCUGGGCUUGGAUUUUCAUCAUUGAAGGCCUUGCUACAGUGCUCGUCGCUAAAUUCCUUACUCCCGAAGAACGUAUCAGGGUACAACGUCGACUUAUUGUGGACAGACAGGGAUAUACGGCCGAUGAUUUCGACAAACGUUACAUCUACGAGGCUAUUAGAGACUGGAAGACAUAUGGAUAUACUUGGAUUUUUAUCGGCUGCACCAUUCCGCUUUAUGCCUUUUCACUCUUUCUUCCGACCAUUAUCGCAGCUAUGGGUCAUUCAGGAACGCGCGCGCAGCUACUGACAGUUCCACCAUAUGUUUGCGCGGCGGUGCUUACGGUACUCAUAGGCUUCUUCGCGGACAAAAUGAAGUGGCGAGGGUAUUGUAGUUUGGCCGCCGCCACUCUGGGUAUUGUUGGAUUUGCUUUAUUGUUGGGCUCGUCACGACCAAACAUUCAGUACGCUGGUACUUUUCUGGGAGCAAUGGGUAUCUACCCAGCCAUCCCAAAUACCCUUUCAUGGGUAUCCAACAAUACUGAGGGCUCACUAAAGAGAGCUAUAGUGUUGGGUAUAGUCGUCGGUUUCGGGAAUUUGAAUGGGAUAGUAUCGUCCAAUAUCUAUCUACCAGCCCAAAAACCUAGGUACCCGACUGGCCAUGGGGUGGUUUUGGCAUCACAAAUCUUCUUCUUGCUUGGAGGAUCCGUUUUCAUGCACUUUGCUUUGAGAGCUGAGAACUCUCGGCGGCAUAGGAACAUGGGUGAUAAACGGCCUGACUUUGUGUAUACUCUGUAG